GAUCGUUCCGUCAACAUCGCUGCCCAACACAGAGUGUGCUCGGUGCGGUCAUCUCCCGUUGAUCUUCGCAAAGAUCGUUCGUCUUGGAUUUACAGUUUGUGAUCAGAACAUGAGUGUUCUGGCAGAGUGCUAAUCUGUAUCCGCUUGGGAAUCAAUCCGGAUAACCCUUUGAUUCGACGAAACUCCUCCGAAAUCGCCAAUCGAAAUGGUGGGCCUCAAUGUGGACGAUGUGAAGGUAUCGCUGCAGAAGUUUGGACUGUACGAUUACGUAGUGUUUCUGCUAAUGCUCCUCAGUUGCGUGAUGAUAGGGAUUUACUUUGGAUUUCUCAAGAAGAAGGCGAAAAAGGGAGAAGCCGAGGCCGAUUACUUAGUGGGCAAUCGACAGAUGAAGAUCAUUCCGGUGUCCCUUUCGCUGAUCGCAAGUUUCAUUUCGGGCAUCUCACUGCUUGGCACACCGACCGAGAUCUACGUUUACGGUAUUCAGUACAUGUACAUCGUCGGAGGAGUCAUUACAAUGGGCUUCGUAAUGAUGUACUUCUAUCUUCCGGUGUUUCACAAUCUAAAACUAACUUCUACAUAUCAAUAUCUGCAAACACGUUUCGACAAACGUAUGCGCCUCUUCGGUUCAAUUCUGUUCACAUUGGCCACGAUGGCAUGGCUACCGAUUGUGAUCUACGUACCGGCGCUUGCUUUCAAUCAGGUCACCGGAAUCAAUGUCCACCUCAUCACACCGAUCGUAUGCGUCAUCUGUAUCUUCUACACUUGUGUCGGUGGCCUGAAAGCGGUCGUAUGGACGGACGUUAUUCAAACCGUGCUCAUGUUCGGUGCGAUGCUGCUGAUUAUCAUCAAAGGAACACUCGAUGUCGGUGGCGUCUCGGUGGUGAUGGAACGAGCCAAGGCUAGUGGCCGUAUCGAGGGUCCGGAUCUGCGCUUCGACAUGACCACACGCCAUAAUAUCUACUCGUGUGUGCUCGGUGGUGUUAUCUAUUGGUUAAAAACGAACGCCGUUAGCCAAAACAUGAUCCAACGGUAUCUCUCGCUGCCGACGCUGAAUGCCGCCAAAAGGGCUCUGUGGACGUUCAUCUGCGGUACGCUGUUGCUGCUUGCCCUCUGCUGCUACAGUGGAUUGCUAAUCUACGCCAAGUACUACGACUGUGAUCCGCUGACGACCAAACUGGCGAAAGCGAAAGAUCAGCUUCUGCCACUGCUUGUGAUGGACACGCUCGGUGAUUUCCCGGGACUUCCGGGACUGUUUGUGGCGGGAGUUUUCUCGGCCGCACUGAGCUCACUCUCCACCGGUCUCAAUUCCAUGUCCGCGGUGGUUCUCGAGGAUUUCUUUAAACCAUUCUCCAACCGACCGCUGACGGAGAAACAAACAUCGAUUAUAAUGAGAGCCGUUGUGGCGGUGUUUGGAGCGAUUUGUGUUGGGCUCGUGUUUGUGGUGGAGAAGCUGGGAUCCGUUUUACAGCUCUCGAUGAGUCUGGGAAGUGUGAGCAAUGGCCCGUUGCUGGGAAUAUUCACCUUGGGUGUGCUAGUUCCGUGGGCCAAUGGAACGGGUGCAAUCGUUGGAGGAACGGUCGGUCUCGUGGUGAUGGUAUGGAUCUGCCUCAAAGCACAAAUGGCCAUCGCUACCGGAGAGCUUGUCUUUGAACAGAAACCAGUCGAGACGCAGGGAUGCAGUUACCAUUUCAUCGCGUCCGAACCGAUGAGUAUGCUUGCGAUCAAUGCCUCAGCUCCCCCACCGAUUGAUGUAACGUCAAUUGAACCGGGCUUCGAGUUGUACCGCAUCUCGUACCUUUGGUACACGACGCUUGGUGCACUGAUAACGAUCGUCAUCGCCGUAAUCGUUUCAUUCCUCGUGGGAGCCAACAAUCCGGACGAAAUGAACCCAAACCUCUUCUCACCCUUCAUCCAGCGUAUCCUGCAACGACGCCGAAUAGCAGCCCGAGGACACCUCGAAAUGGUAUCCAGUGGCAAGCAAAAGAUACGUCAGUGAUUGAUUCAUACGCUACCUA
Anopheles aquasalis is the source of this 2015-nucleotide messenger RNA. Its product is annotated as solute carrier family member rumpel. The record is from RefSeq and is a predicted model, not a curated record. Gene Ontology annotation, molecular function: symporter activity. Gene Ontology annotation, cellular component: membrane. Gene Ontology annotation, biological process: sodium ion transport; transmembrane transport. NCBI's taxonomy places the organism in Eukaryota, Metazoa, Arthropoda, Insecta, Diptera, Culicidae.